Messenger RNA from Taeniopygia guttata (zebra finch), 6957 nucleotides. RefSeq names its product phosphoribosyl pyrophosphate synthetase associated protein 1 (gene PRPSAP1). Gene Ontology annotation, cellular component: ribose phosphate diphosphokinase complex; cytoplasm. The record is from RefSeq and is a predicted model, not a curated record. NCBI's taxonomy places the organism in Eukaryota, Metazoa, Chordata, Aves, Passeriformes, Estrildidae. Gene Ontology annotation, molecular function: ATP binding; magnesium ion binding; ribose phosphate diphosphokinase activity. Gene Ontology annotation, biological process: 5-phosphoribose 1-diphosphate biosynthetic process; purine nucleotide biosynthetic process.
AGGGGACUUGUUCGGAGGGUGCCAGCAAGGCUGGGAGUUGCUUUGUGUUCAUGGCAGCUGGCAAAAAUCAUUGACAGCAGUUUUUGCUGGCAGCAGGACUGACCUCACCCUCCCAAGGGACUGCUGGGCUCCAAGGGGUCUGGCCCAGCCCAAGAAGGAUUUUUUUUUCCAACCAAUUCCCCACAGAUGUAACUCUGUCCUAACCUUGAGUUUGCACCUCAGGGAGGCAUCACUCCUCACACUUAGGGCAGUUUAAUUAGCAGCAAGCCCUCUGUUCCUGCUAAAACCUUCUGGAGCUGGCCAGGAAAUUGCAGGGAGGUCAGGGAAUGACCAACUGGGCAGAUAACAUGAUUGAGUCUUGUUUUCCCAGAGCAGACCUGUGAGGAGAGCUGAGAUGCUGUGAUUUGGAGCAUUGUGCUUUCCAGAAAGACUUCCCUGGGCGCUUUGGGUACAAAGGGAUGCUCAGAGGGGCACAACCUGCUCCCAGCCCGGAUGCUUUCGGCUUGGGAACUGCAGCACUCGCAGCUGAUUCUGGGUGAGAUUCGGGCUCAGCUGCUUCCCCGGCCGCUGCCAUGACACAGUCCAGCGUUUGUAAACAGCUCUGAGGUUCCUCAGCAAGGUGUCAUGGGAGGAAAUAGCUGGAUGCCGGGGAGUGCAGCGUCCUGACCUGCCCCUCACCCUUCUCGGUGACUAACCCGCUCCCAAUUUCCUCUCAGGAAGGCAUGAGUCGUGUUGGGAGGAUGUGAGAGCAGCUGUCCCAUUGCUCCUGGCAGGUGCCGUGGGACGAUGAGGCUGCUUUGGGCUCUGUGCUCACCACGCUACAUCCGUCCAAGGCCCUGUGCCCCCGUGCCACAGGGAUCCCCCUUUGUCCUGCCAGCCUGUGCUUUAAAUAGCAGUGGAAUUCCUGUCCGGUCUCUGCUGGCCAUGCUUGUGCUACGGAGAAAGGGGCUGAGAGUGGCUUCACAGCAAGGUGUCAGGGCUGGAGAUGGGUGCAGGAAGGGUUGGGGAAGGGCUGUGCAUGGUGGGGAUGCCAGUGGCUGGGGGCUGCAGCCAGGUUUGUCUCAGAUGGGCAAUGGGACUGGCACAGGCUCAGCCUCUGUGAUGGCAGGGGAGACACAGAUGGGGCUUUUCCAUCUCAGUUCUGGUCUGUGGGGACUUCCCAGAAGACUGAGCUGAUGACCACCCUUGGAUGCCCACUCCAUGCCGUGACCACACGGUGACCACCAGCAGCCCCAGGCGGGUCCCUUUGCUCUCAGCAGCCACAGGCUGAUUCAAGCUGGUCCCACACGGACACCGCUUGUUUGCCUCCAGAUGUGGUGUCGUACAUGGAAGUGGGAUCACUUCCUUACCCAUGCUGAUAACCAGCCAUUUGGGGCUAUCUUAAUUACGAGAGCCUUAACGAGGCCCCUUGACCCCAAGGGCAGCCCGAAGGGCGCUCAGCAGCUCCCGGGCUGUGGGCAGGCGACUGCCAGUCGGGUUUGUCCUGAUCGGCUCCAUUCCCGCCCGCGUGGCGCUGCUCAGGCCGAGUGUGGGAGGGAAGUGCUGGGAUGGGAUGUGGGCAUGUGGCACGGAGCUGGCAUGAUGGGGGACAGCCCGAGGAGAAUCCCCCCACUUCCCUCCUCACUGCAAAAGGGAUUCGACCAUGGAGCAGAGCGUCCAGUCCAGCCAUGACCACCAGUCUCUCUUCAAGAGCAAACAUCCCUCCAUCUCCUGUCCCGGGAGGAGCCCUGGGGUAUCCCACACAUCAUGUGGUGGAGAAGGUUUGUACAUUUGAAGCACCGUGCCCUGGGUUUGCUGGGUAAUGUGAUGUGUGCCCUGAGUGUGGGGAAACUGAGGCAGAAACAGCAGACAAGGUUUGUCUUGAGUUGUGCAAGAAGCCAAGGGUUAAAUUCAUCAACAACCUCCCUCAGCUCUCUCCAGUCCCCGGCUUCUCCUGCUCCUGCCCCCAACUGCUGGAGGAGUUGAUCUGCACUGGGAGUUACCCUGGGGGAAGAAAAGCACAGAGCCUAGGGGCUUCCCAUGCCUUCCAUAACCCUUAGUGCCUGUGGGGGCUGCAGCAGAGACCUGGGGCUCUCUGUGCCAGGGCAGGCCCGGAUUUCGGGGUCCCACUGCCACAUCACAGCCCCAGAGGAGGCGUGCAGAGGACGUGCCUCUGCUGUGAGAUGAAGUGCAGAGGCACAGAGCUCUUCCACAUCCCUGCCCGCCCUGCUGCACCCGGGGAUGGGAAUGGGAGGGGGAUGCACUCCUCCCGAAUCCAUCUCUUUUAGCAUCGUUCCCACUGCUGAAGUUACUGUCUCAAGGUGGAGCCAGAAAUAGCGCGGCUGGCGCUGCAGCGGGGCUGGCAGGCCUGCAGGCUUGGCAGGGGGACAGGCACCGACUGCAGCAGUGGGAACUUUCCAGGCAGCUCCUGCGGGAGCGGCCGGUGCAUGGAUGGAGCCAUUUCCCUGCAGACCCAGCCCUGGGACUGCGGAUCAGCCCCACUCAGCCGUGGGGUUGGGGCUGACACGGGGUCCAGCACAGAGCAGGAGGGGACAGAGCUAACAGAGAUAUCUCCUGAAGGAGAGUGACUGGGAUCGCGGACACAGGUCUGGGCUCUGCCACUGAUUUGCUGCAGAACUCAGGAAAGUGGCUGCACCUUCUACCUGCCCCCAUUACCCAGGAGUGGCAGGUUUUCCCCAAAAUCCAUCUUCUGUCAGCCUCUAAGGAGCUCAGGUUUUUUGUGGCAGCUCCUAAAUCACAGCCAGGCUCUGCAACUUGUUGGGGGCUGCUCCCCUACACUGACUCUCCACUGAGCUCUCCGAGCAGCCGGCACAGACCAGGACCACAGGGCUCACCGGGAGGCCCUAAACAAUGCCGACGAGCUGAGCUCAUUCCUCCCAGCUGAUAAUUUGCUUAAAAAUAUUUCUGAGCUCAGACCUCCCCAGGGAAAACACUCCCAAACUCCAGGCAAAAAGCUGCUGAGUCUGGAGGAACCACACACCCACCACUCUCUGGCCGAGACCUCCCCUCGAUGACAAGGCCUGGCGUCAGAGGGAGUGAGGCCAAAGGCUGCCGUUUGAUCUCCCCCUUCGCUGGGGGAUGCUGAAUUUCAGCCCGUCCAGGGCUUUUACCACUUCCCGGUAGCGGUUUCCUGCGAUGAUGUGAGCGCAGGAAUUUUUGGGAGGUGAGUCAGAGGCUGCAAUGAGAACCGCCUGGCUGGGGCUAGGCUGGGAGGCUGGAUCCCGAUCCAGGGGUGGGUGAUCCCUGCUGCGAUGCUUGUUGCCGGCGGGCAGCAUUCCCACAGUGGAAUUACUUGUGGGGGACACAGAAUCCCAUCACAGACCCCAUUUCUGGCCUGGAAGAAGAAAGGGAUUUGCUGCCUCAGUUCUCACGGCUCCUCCUUCCUUGCCGGGCUGGGAUCUGUACGCUCCGGCCACCCCACCCGGGCUCCAGGGAGAAACUUGGGUAAGAAUAAAGAGCAAAACCUCGUCCAGCUCUGCAGGAAGCAGCCUGGAAUGGCUGUCCCGCCCCAGCACCGGGUUGUUCCAAGAACAGAACUGCCCCAAAGCAGCACCGAAGCUUAGUUUUCCCUAAGGAGCAACGCAGGAGUGGUGAAGCGGAGAAACUGCCCUCCCUGGUCUCUGAAAUUCAAUACACAAAAUGAGUUCCUGCUAAAGGAACCUCCCAGGUUUUGCCUGCUGGGUAUUAAAGCUCCAUGACCCUGUGCCCAUUCUCUCUCCAGCAUUACUCAAACCCUUCUACGUAGAGAAUAAGUGAGUCCAGAGAGUGAGACUGAGCCGGGAUAAGCCUUUGGAAAGGAGCUAAACCUGCUCAAAGCCGGCACUGUUCCCUGACCCGCCCUCCUAAUCCUGCCUGGUUGAUAAUGGAAUAAUAAAGGACUGCACAGCCUUGCUCUCUGCUGCUCUGUGGGGGAGGUUCCUGCUGCCUCGGUUCAUGCCAGGAGCUGGGAUAUUAAUGACUCCCUAAGUAAACAGAAUUGCUCCGUUCUUUUUCUUUGCGUGGCUGUAAAACCAAGCAUGACCUUCAGCCCGCAGAGAAAUCAGAGUCGCUCCCCUUUCCAGGAGAAAGGCUGGUUGUGGCAGUGAUAACACCAUGAUCUCUGCCUGCCACCUUUGCCAGGGCUGAUCCCAACCCUGCAGCUUCAACAGCGAUCCCAGUGGGACUCACAGGGCCACCCCUGCGAAGCUUUGGCCUCUCCCCGUGAGGAUGAAGCCGCUGAUUCACUGGGGGAGAAUCUCAGGAGCACAGAACGGGGGGUUUUGGCACACCCAGCCCCUCCAAGGUGUGCACACCUUGUUUGCUGGGCUGGGGGCUGCCAUGUAGAACCUACAAACCUGUUGCAUCUCAGUCUCAGCAGCUGGGAAGAGGGCAGGGAAGUGACAAUGCCGAUGAGAUCCACUCCCUGUGGCUGGAAUAUUAUAUGUGAUACAUACAUGUUAUAUAUUAUACGUAUAUAUUGUUAUAUGCUUAAUAUUUUAUAUAUGCUAUGUAUUUUACCUAUAAAAGUGUAGAUUAUUUAUGUAAUAAUAUAUGCGUUAACAGAUUUAAUUCAUAGGUGUUAUAGAUGUUAUAUAUAAGCACACAGUGCAUGGAAGGGUCAGGCAGAUGGGCUGAGCUGACUGUUCCUGUUUAACUAAGCCAUUGAGUGCUUAGUGCUUUAGAACCCGUGAGGAUUCCAGAGCGGACAGCUCCGGCCGGGCACGGAGCAUUCCCUCAGGAAAAGGGCGCGGAUCCUCCCGCCGCCCCCGCCACACAGCGCCGCCGCCGCCGCGCUUCCGUUUCCCCCGCCGCCAUCUUCGGCACGGGCACUUCAGCCACCGCCUACACCCCGCGCCUCUCACCGCCGGGCAGAAGCGGAGGGCGGCUCGCACUCGGGCAGAGGGAAGUGUAUUUAUCCCCCGAGGAAGGACGUUCCUGCCGCCGUGCUCCCGAGCUCCACGGGGUUUGCAUGACUCUUUGGCGAUGAACGCGGCCAGAAGUGGCUACCGGGUCUUCUCGGCCAACUCCACCGCAGCCUCCACCGAGCUGGCGAAGAAGAUCACGGAGCGACUCGGUGCUGAGCUGGGAAAAUCUGUGGUAUACCAGGAAACCAAUGGAGAAACAAGAGUUGAAAUAAAAGAGUCCGUCCGUGGACAGGAUAUCUUCAUCAUACAGACAAUCCCCAGAGAUGUGAAUACUGCUGUCAUGGAGCUGCUGAUCAUGGCCUAUGCACUGAAGACUUCCUGUGCCAGGAACAUCAUUGGGGUCAUCCCCUACUUCCCCUACAGCAAACAGAGCAAAAUGAGGAAGAGGGGCUCCAUAGUCUGCAAGCUGCUGGCUUCAAUGCUUGCCAAGGCAGGUUUAACACAUAUUAUCACUAUGGACCUUCACCAAAAGGAAAUCCAAGGCUUCUUCAGCUUUCCAGUAGACAACCUGAGAGCAUCCCCUUUCUUGCUUCAGUAUAUACAGGAAGAAAUUCCAGAUUACAGAAACGCAGUUAUUGUAGCCAAAUCUCCUGGUGCUGCUAAAAGGGCUCAGUCUUACGCUGAGAGGCUGCGCCUGGGGCUGGCAGUGAUCCAUGGAGAGGCUCAGUGCACGGAGCAGGACAUGGAUGACGGGCGUCACUCCCCUCCCAUGCUCAAAAAUGCAACUGUGCAUCCUGGCCUGGAGCUGCCAUUGAUGAUGGCCAAGGAGAAACCGCCCAUAACUGUGGUUGGAGACGUUGGAGGAAGGAUUGCCAUCAUCGUGGAUGACAUCAUUGAUGAUGUGGAAAGCUUUGUAGCUGCUGCAGAGAUCCUGAAAGAGCGUGGAGCCUACAAGAUUUUUGUGAUGGCUACUCAUGGGCUCCUGUCAGCAGAUGCCCCUCGUCUUAUAGAGGAAUCCUCCAUUGAUGAGGUGGUAGUGACCAACACUGUUCCUCACGAGGUGCAGAAGCUGCAGUGCCCCAAGAUAAAGACUGUGGAUAUCAGUUUGAUCCUGUCGGAAGCCAUCCGGCGAAUCCACAACGGCGAGUCCAUGGCCUAUCUCUUCCGCAACAUCACUGUCGAUGACUAAACCCGAGCCUGCCCCUCUCCUGGGUUCCACAAGAGAAGGAAAUCUGCAUGGAAAGGCAAUACCAUAAAACAUAGGCAUAACACAGCUGUUUAUUUUUGUAGGAGUGUUGACGUUUUCAGGGUCUUGAGCCAUGAGAUCUAAUAGAAAAAAAUCAACCUGACCAGCACUUUACAAUAGAAGGGGCCACUGGCAGUGAGGGGAAUUACACCUCGAUUGAGAGAGAUGGAAAAAUGAGGUGGUGUUGAAUUUUUAAGUUCCUUUAAUGAUUUUUUUUUUUUUUUAGUGUGUUUUCUCUUGCCCUGUAGGGGCAGAAAGAAAAGCUAAACAGAAGUAGCUGUCAGCUUGUGAGAAGGGAACAGGGACUGCUCAUUGCUGUGUGGGCAGCGAGAGCAGCCUUUGGGGUUGUUUCUGGCUGUGUCUCACCCCAGAGCAUGGAAGGGAAUGUUCAGGCUGUGCUGCUGGCAGAGCUGAGCCAACAGCAGCUCCGUGCCAGCUCAGUGGCCUCUCCUCUCCUGCACAGCAGAGCAGGGACUUUCAUCCAAACUAAAUUAGCAGAACAUCCCGAAAGGACAGCUUAGGGCAGCCCAUUGCCUGGGCUGCUCCCAUCCCUGGGUCAGGGAGCUGGGAACAGGCUCAUGUGUGUGUCCCAGCAGAGCAGGGAAUGCCUGUUAAUGUGUUGGCCUUUUCAUUUUGUGAGCUUUGGAUCAUUAUUGCUCUUCAGUGAUGAAUCACAUGAGGGUCUUGGUCCUCUCUGGAACACUUGUCUGCACUGCAAAACCAGGCGUGAUUUUUGGAGUUGCGUGGGGCUGAGUUUGUGGCAGAGUCUUGUGGGGAAGGGAAGGUGGAACAAUAUCUGCUUCUAAUGCAGCUGUGCUCUCCAAAACACUAACACUGAACCUGCAAUAAAAAGUAUAAAAUUUUUCA